Salmo salar (Atlantic salmon) is the source of this 4267-nucleotide messenger RNA. RefSeq lists its product as uncharacterized. Gene Ontology annotation, biological process: regulation of transcription by RNA polymerase II. The record is from RefSeq and is a predicted model, not a curated record. NCBI's taxonomy places the organism in Eukaryota, Metazoa, Chordata, Actinopteri, Salmoniformes, Salmonidae. Gene Ontology annotation, molecular function: RNA polymerase II cis-regulatory region sequence-specific DNA binding; DNA-binding transcription factor activity.
AUUUCCCGUGUUUACAUCCAAAUCCUGUUCAAUGCCAGAGAUGCCCAACGCUAUUUAGUUGCAAAUGCAAAAAACGGCAUCGGAUGGAAGCUUUGACGAGAGACGGUCUCCCUCUCCCCCUAUCAUCUCUGCGUCUGUUAGUUCCUCCACUGCGGCUGGUGUCUGCAGCUCUAUGGCAAGUUGUUCAGCAGAGAGACGUAAUGGACUACGGGUUGGUGGAGGAGUUUGUCACCACUGUGUUGGAGAUAGUUCCUGAUAUGAUGAGUUACAGGGAGAGAGUCCAACUCAUCAUGGGCCUGCGAGCACAGCUGGUUCUGGAGUUGUGUCGCUCUGAUCACCUAGCCAACCCUGAGACUAUCCAGCCACACCUGAACAGGAUGAAGACCUGUAUCAUCACUCAUAGGGACAAGGAGAUUUCUGAUCCAGAGGUGGAAGCGUCAGAAUCAAACUUCCUGAAGCUGAUUCAAACUCUGCUGGAAUACCCAGUUGAGAAGGAAUACUUCUUUCAGAGUGUGUUUCCAGAGGAAUUUGGCCCCAAGUAUGACUCAGCACUGCAGACUCUGGUGUGGGAGUUCCUCUCCAGGCUGGAGAAGCUGCUUCCGACACCAACCCUUCAACAGACUGCAUCUUGGUUCCUACCUGACCCCUCUGUCCUGGAGGAGUGUGUGCAGUGUGUAUCCCACCCUCAGCCUUUGAAGACCCUUCUCCAGCACCACAACAACACAUGUGGACAUGUAGACACCAAUGGUCUGUUUUCUGGCGACAAUCAAAUCCCAAUCAAAGCUGACCCAGACGUCCAAUCAGAACCUGUGCAGCAAUGUAUGAGCCCUGUCUCAUCUGACAAUGAAUCAGAGAUGACCCCUUUGUUGGAACUGGGGAUUGAUUCAGACCAAACUGUAAAUAAAGAGGUGGAGCCUAAGCACAAAGAGGUGGAGCCUAUGCACAAAGAGGUGGAGUCUUCUUCUUUAGAGGUAGGGCAUAUAUACAAUGAAACUACAGAGAAAAACAUUAAAUACAACACACCAGGUAAAGAGCUAGCAAAAGUGAUGAAAAAUAAUACAUAUUUUCACCACCUUAACACUGACAGUGGGCUGAAAAUCCAAGGAAAAGCCCACAGCAGCCAACAGGAAGUGCAGGAUAGUUCUAGUUUGUCUACUUCCUGUCGGCUCCGUCAGCCCAAAGUGCUGCUACACAGACUUGAUAUUACUGAUAUGCUGUUACCUGUGUCCGAGGUCUCUGCAACACCGAGGAGAGAGAGGCUUCAGAUUGACAAAGUGGGACAGAGAAGAGGACAGGUCAUAUCACAAAAGAGUGAGUGGAAUAUCAAUGAAGAGCCCUCUGAUGGUCAACCUCAGUAUUCUCUGGCCCCUGACCCAUCCCCUACCUCAGGGCAGCCUAAAAGAAGCAAGCGUGUCAAAAUAUGCUCCUUGUGUAGAAAGACUUUCAGCGAAGCAAAGGAUUUGACUGCACACAUGAGAUCUCACAAUGAGCAGAGCCCUUCCAAGUGCACCCAGUGUGGACAAGACUUUGAACACCAUGAGGACUUACAGAAACAUCAGCAGAAUGUGUGUGAGGAGGCAGCUCAACCAGAAGAGGACAACAUGUCUACGCCAUCUUUUAAGGAGGAUAACAUGUCUACGGCAUCCAUGGAGGAUCAGACGGAGCUAGCGUGCACGGAGCUAUCAGCGUCGGCCAAAGCCAGGACAUGCCGUGUGUGUCAUAAAACUGUCUAUAGUAGAAGUUAUUUGAGAAAGCACCUUAAAUCCCAACAUGGUCAACACCUGAAGAUGCACAAGAAACACAAAACGUUUUUCUGUUGCUCUUUGUGUAAUAAGUCCUUUGAUCUUUCUGAGCCAAACAAGUGUGAGGUGAACCAACAGCAAUUCCCCAGGAAGGCACACCCAGAGGCCAACACACUUAUAGCUGCAGUGAUACCGCAGCCCUCAAGCACUACAUCCCAGAACCCAACAACCUCCAAUGCUCUGCCCAUUCAGGCACAGUUCUACAAGGACUACAGAACAUGUCUUUUGUGCAAUGAAACUUUCGAUACUGCAGAGACCAUGAGAAAGCACCUAAGAUUUCAACACAAUAUACUGUCUUGCUUGUGCCACGAUUGUGGGGAAAGUUUCUCAAGCAAAUUAGAUCUUCAGAAACACUCAAAGAAUUGUUUGAGUAUUCCAGAUUCAAGAAAAUGUCAAGAGUGCAGGAAAAUUACUUCUCAAACAACGCAGCCGCAGACAAACAUUUGUCAGGAGAUGAACCAAAGACAACAGCAACUACCUGCAGGGGGAAAUGAGAUGGAGAUCCCUCAGUCUUGCAACACAGACAAUAACCACUUAAAUGACUUGCAGCAAUGCCAGCCAAAGGAGUAUGAGGAGAUUCACUUUCAGAGAGGACAGCAAGACUGGAGUGAGGAGGUUGAUCCAAACCAGCAUCCAGGGGAGGUUGAUCCAAACCAGCAUCCAGGGGAGGUUGAUCCAAACCAGCAUCCAGGGGAGGUUGAUCCAAACCAGCAUCCAGGGGAGGUUGAUCCAGGGGAGGUUGAUCCAAACCAGCAUCCAGGGGAGGUUGAUCCAAACCGGCAUCCAGGGGAGGUUGAUCCAGGGGAGGUUGAUCCAGGGGAGGUUGAUCCAGCGGACAGAAGCCGUUCUCUGGUUCCAAGGGAUAAUGGGACAGGGAUUCCCCAGUGCCACAGCACUUCACCCCAGAACCCAACAACCUCCGAUGCUCCCCCCACUCAGACGCAGCCACCUGGCAUCUCCACCCCCCCAGCCUCUCUAAUGUCUAGAACAUGCCCUUUGUGCUCAAAAUGUUUUGCUUAUAAAAAGACCAUGAUGCAGCAUCUGAGACGUCACUCACAGGGUCAGGGACCCUUCUUGUGCACCAUAUGUUCAAAGAGCUUUGGUACCGCCAGCGAUUUGAAGAGACAUCAGGGAAUUAAGAGCGGUUGUGGGCCAAAUCAUCGUAAUCUCGCCGUACCUGAGAAUGUUCCCACAGAACAAACAGCUGUCUUCUCCUGCCCCCAUUGUCAGGGACAGUACACGAGUGAAAAUAAAAUGAAAGCACACAUGGUAUGUCACACAGGAGAUGGGUUCACCUGUAGGUUUUGUGGCAAGAUAUUUGCUGAAGAUAAGAAAUUACGCAAUCAUAUUCGCUCUCAUAUUGACAGACGACAUCUAUGUGACACAUGUGGUAAAGAUUUUACAUCUCUGUCUAACUUGGAAAAACACACACUUGUACACACAGGAGAACGGCCGUACAUUUGCACAGACUGUGGCAAAAGUUUUAGUCUGAAGGGUAACCUGAAAGUCCAUCAACAGAGUCAUACAGGAGAGCGGCCAUUUGCAUGCACAAUGUGUAAAAUACGCUGUUUCACUCAGACUCAUCUAAAACGACAUAUGUUGAGGCACACAGGAGAGAAGCCUCAUAAGUGUUUGGCUUGUGGGAAGACAUUUCAACGGAAAAACACAUUGAGGAAACAUCAGCAAGAUUCGUGUUCUUAGUUCUUGGCUUUUACACACUUCUGAGACGCAGACUCAGUUAUAGUUUUUAUCGCUCAACAUUGAUAACAUUUAGUUGAUAACAUUAAUGGCUUGCAAUUGGUUGUAGGUUCUAGUCAACCGACAAGUUGGCAUCCAUCUUUUGCUACUCUCCCUUUUUGCAUAUUUGUAACAUCUAGCAGUUUUGUGUGUGUGUCUAUAUAUAUAUAUAUAUAUAUAUAUAUACUGCUCAAAAAAAUAAAGGGAACACUAAAAUAACACAUCCUAGAUCUGAAUGAAUUAAAUAAUCUUAUGAAAUACUUUUUUCUUUACAUAGUUGAAUGUGCUGACAACAAAAUCACACAAAAAUAAUCAAUGGAAAUCCAAUUUAUCAACCCAUGGAGGUCUGGAUUUGGAGUCACACUCAAAAUGAAAGUGGAAAACCACACUACAGGCUGAUCCAACUUUGAUGUAAUGUCCUUAAAACAAGUCAAAAUGAGGCUCAGUAGUGUGUGUGGCCUCCACGUGCCUGUAUGACCUCCCUACAACGCCUGGGCAUGCUCCUGAUGAGGUGGCGGAUGGUCUCCUGAGGGAUCUCCUCCCAGACCUGGACUAAAGCAUCCUCCAACUCCUGGUGCAACGUAGCAUUGGUGGAUGGAGCGAGACAUGAUGUCCCAGAUGUGCUCAAUUGGAUUCAGGUCUGGGGAACAGGCGGGCCAGUCCAUAGCAUCAAUGCCUUCCUCUUUCAGGAACUGCUGACACAUUCCAGCCACAUGAGGUCUAGCAUU